Girardinichthys multiradiatus is the source of this 15365-nucleotide messenger RNA. It is a transcript of the gene herc1, whose product is annotated as HECT and RLD domain containing E3 ubiquitin protein ligase family member 1. The coding region runs from base 137 to 15052 and encodes 4971 amino acids. The transcript is spliced from 80 exons. The record is from RefSeq and is a predicted model, not a curated record. NCBI's taxonomy places the organism in Eukaryota, Metazoa, Chordata, Actinopteri, Cyprinodontiformes, Goodeidae. Gene Ontology annotation, molecular function: ubiquitin-protein transferase activity; protein binding.
GCUGCUGCUAGGUCGGUUCAGCGCUGUGAUGCAGCAGAUAACCAGGCUAACGUUGACCCAAAAAGGUCUGCUUUUAUAAGGUGGGACACUUUGGACCGGUCUGCAUGCUGGACUGAUGGCUCCAGAGUGACAUGCCAUGGCCCUGAUGAUCCCCCCAGUUAAACUCAAAUGGCUGGAGCACCUGAACAGCUCAUGGAUCACGGAGGACAGCGAGUCCAUCGCCACGCGGGAUGGGGUGUCGGUGCUCUACUCCAAGCUGCUGGCCAACAAAGAGGUAGUCCUGCUCCCCCAGCAGGUGCUGUGCCUGAAGGGCCCCCAGCUCCCAGACUUUGAGCGGGAAUCGCUGUCCAGCGAUGAGCAGGAGCACUACCUGGAUGCUCUGCUCAGCAGCCAGCUGGCCUUGGCCAAGAUGGUCUGCUCUGACUCGCCCUUCGCUGCUGCGCUGCGGAAACGGGUGCUGGUGCUGCAGCGCAUCUUCUACGCUCUCUCCAACAAGUACCACGAUAAGGGCAAGGUGAAGCAGCAGCAGCACUCCCCAGAGAGCAACUCGGGUUCAUCUGAUCUGCACUCCGUCAGCGAGCGGCCGCGAUCCAGCACCGACGCCCUCAUCGAGAUGGGCGUCCGCACCGGCCUCAGCCUCCUGUUCGCUCUGCUGCGCCAGAGCUGGAUGAUGCCCCCUCCCCCUGGUCCUGGCGGAGGUCCAGGGGGCAGCAUCAACUUAUGCAAUGAUGUCAUUCACACAGCGAUCGAUGUGGUCAGUUCGCUGCCGCCCCUCUCCCUGGCCAACGAGAGCAAGAUCCCUCCGAUGGGCCUGGACUGCCUCGCUCAGGUCACCACCUUCCUGAAGGGAGUGACCAUGCCGAACUCCGGGGCGGAUAUUUUAGGUCGCCGGCUGGCCUCGGAGCUGCUGCUGGGGUUGGCUUCUCAGAGGGGCUCCCUGCGCUAUCUGCUGGAGUGGAUCGAGAUGGCAUUGGCUGCGGCAGCUGUGGUCAGCACGAUGGAGCAGAACAAGGUGCUGCAGAGCCAGGAGGGCCUCAUUGGAUACGACUGCUUCAUGAACAUCCUCAUACAGAUGAGGCGCUCGUUGGGCUCCACAGCAGAUCGCAGCCAGUGGAGGGAACCCACAAGGACCCCUGAUGGUCUCUGCUCCUUAUACGAGGCAGCGCUCUGUCUGUUCGAGGAGGUGUGUCGCAUGGCGUCAGACUACUCUCGCACCUGCGUCAGUCCUGACAGCAUCCAGACGGGCGAGGCUCCGGUGGUCUCUGAGACCUGUGAGGUGUACGUGUGGGGCAGCAACAGCAGCCACCAGCUGGUGGAGGGCACGCAGGAGAAGAUCCUGCAGCCUAAACUAGCUGCCAGCUUCGCCGAUGCUCAGACGAUCGAGGCGGGUCAGUACUGCACGUUUGUGAUUUCCUCUGACGGCUCCGUCCGGGCAUGUGGGAAAGGCAGCUAUGGCCGUUUGGGCCUCGGAGACUCAAACAACCAAUCGACACUCAAGAAACUGACCUUUGAACCUCAUCGAGCCAUCAAGAAAGUGUCAUCUUCAAAGGGCUCUGAUGGUCACACCCUGGCCUUCACCACCGAGGGCGAGGUCUUCAGCUGGGGCGACGGUGAUUAUGGAAAACUGGGACACGGGAACAGCUCGACUCAGAAAUAUCCGAAACUCAUCCAGGGGCCGCUGCAGGGGAAGGUGGUCGUGUGUGUGUCUGCUGGCUACAGACACAGCGCUGCCGUCAGUGAGGACGGAGAGCUCUACACCUGGGGGGAAGGAGAUUUUGGGAGAUUAGGACACGGGGACAGCAACAGCCGCAACAUUCCUACUCUAGUCAAAGACAUCAGCAACGUUGGAGAGGUGUCCUGUGGAAGCUCCCAUACCAUCGCCUUGUCCAAGGAUGGACGCACUGUUUGGUCCUUUGGAGGAGGGGACAAUGGAAAACUCGGACAUGGUGACACUAACAGAGUCUACAAGCCCAAAGUGGUGGAAGCCCUGCAGGGGAUGUUCAUCAGGAAAGUGUGUGCAGGAAGUCAGUCGUCUCUGUCUCUGACUUCUACUGGACAGGUGUAUGCUUGGGGCUGCGGUGCCUGUCUGGGCUGCGGUUCCUCUGAAGCCACGGCUCUCAGGCCCAAGCUGAUCGAGGAGCUGGCCACGACCAGAGUGGUGGACAUUUCCAUUGGGGACAGCCACUGCCUGGCCCUGUCUCACGACAAUGAGGUGUAUGCGUGGGGGAACAACUCCAUGGGCCAGUGCGGCCAGGGCAACUCCACCGGACCCAUCACCAAACCCAAGAAGGUGGUCGGCCUGGACGGAGUGGCGAUCCAGCAGAUCUCAGCGGGGACGUCCCACAGCCUGGCCUGGACCGCUCUGCCCAGAGACAGGCAGGUGGUGGCCUGGCACCGACCAUACUGCGUCGACCUGGAGGAAAGCACCUUCUCUCACCUGCGGUCCUUCCUGGAGCGGUACUGUGACGGCAUCAACAGCGAUGUUCCCCCGCUGCCCUUCCCUUCGUCCAGGGAGCAUCAUAACUUUCUCAAGCUGUGCCUUCGGCUUUUAUCCAAUCACCUGGCUCUGGCUCUGGCUGGAGGCGUGGCAACAAGUAUUUUGGGUCGGCAGGCCAGGCCGCUGAGGAACUUACUCUUCAGGUUGAUGGACGCCUCGGUGCCGGACGAGAUUCAGGAGGCGGUGAUCGAGACGCUGUCUGUGGGGGCCACCAUGCUGCUGCCUCCACUGAGGGAGAGGAUGGAGCUGCUUCACUCUCUGCUGCCUCAGGGCCCCGACAGAUGGGAGAGCCUCUCCAAAGGACAGAGGAUGCAGCUGGACAUCAUCCUGACAAGCCUCCAGGAUCACACCCACGUGGCCUCGCUGCUGGGUUACAGCUGUCCUCCUGACGGUCCCGAUGUCCCGUCCUCCGGUCCGACCUUUGCAGCGUACCCGGACCCAAGCUUUGGCACCACGGGAGCCCACCCAGACACCCACUUAGCUGAGAUCCUGAUGAAGACGCUGCUCAGGAACCUGGGCUUUUACACCGACCAGGCUCUAGGCGAGCUGGAGAAGAACAGCGAUAAGCUGCAGCAGCGUACCUCCUCGUCAGACAGCAGCCAGCCGGCUCACCUCCACCAGCUGCUCUGCUCCCUGCAGAAGCAGCUCCUGGCUUACUGUCACAUCAACGCCGUCACUGAGAACUCGAGCAGCGUGGCUCUGCUCCACAAACACCUGCAGCUCCUGCUUCCUCACGCUACAGACAUCUUCUCCCGCUCUGCUGCUCUAAUUAAAGAGAGCUCCUGGAAUGGAAGCAUACGAGAGAAGCUGCAAGAUGUGAUCUACGUGUCGGCAGCAGGCAGCAUGUUGUGUCAGAUAAUCAACUCGCUGCUCCUGCUCCCGGUGACGGUGGUGAGACCCCUGCUGAGCCACCUGCUGGACCUGCUGCCUCCUCUGGACCGACUCAACAGGUUGCUGCCAGCUGCAUCUCCUCUGGAGGACCAGGAGCUGCAGUGGCCUCUUCAUGGUACUUCAGACUUCGCUGAGCCGGCCUCGGGAAUGUCGCUACCACCGCUGGCGCUGUGCUGGGUGUGGCUCGUGGACCUGGAGCGGACCGUGGCCCUGCUGGUCGGCCGCUGCCUCGGCGGGAUGCUGCAGGGCGCUCCCACCUCGCUGGAGGAACAGGACACAGCUUACUGGCUCAAAACGCCGCUGUUCAGCAACGGACUGGAGAUAGACAUCCCACAGCUCGAUUCUUGCAUCAGCUCCUUACUGGAAGCGGCGCUAUCAGGGAACGAGGAGCAGAAGCCUUUCGACUGCACUCUGCGUCCCGAUCUCAGCGUUCUGGUGGAUCUGGCUCUGGGUUCCUCUAAAGAACCUGCGAACAGUCUGUGGAUCAACAUGCAGGACUACGCCAUCAGUAAAGACUGGGACAAUGCGUCUCUGAAUAACGAGUCCCUGUUGGACACCGUGUCCAGGUUUGUGUUGGCAGCUCUGCUGAAGCAUACCGGGCUGCUGGACCAAGACUGUGGGAAGGGAAGGUACCAACCUUCUAAGUCUCUGGCAGAAGUCUACCGCAGCGUUUAUAAAGUACGGAACCGCCUGUUGGCCUGUAAGAACAUGGACUUCAUCCAGACGAGGUCUUCGUCCCGUGAGAGGCGGAUUUCAGACAACCAGGACUCACUGGACAUGGACCCGCAGGAGCACUCGUUCACUCGCACCAUCGACGAGGAGGCGGAGCUGGAGGAGAGAGCCGACCGCGAGAGAGAAGAUGGACACCAGGAUCAGGACGAUGAGGAGGAGGACCGGGAACAUGAAGUGAUGACAGCUGGAAAAAUCUUUCAAUGUUUCCUCUCAGCACGGGAGGUAGCUCGUAGUCGGGACAGAGAGAGGGCCAGCAGCAGUACAGGGCUGGGAUCCGGAUCAGGAUCAGCAUCCCGGAAUGGAGCUGCACCGUCUGGAGGAGAGGAGGAGGCCACUGCGUCUCAGGAAGAGAGGCGGGGCAGCUCAGGCCUCCCGGAAGGCCAGGAUCUGUACACCGCGGCCUGCAACUCUGUGAUCCACCGCUGUGCCCUGCUACUGCUGGGAGUAAGCCCGGUUCUCAGUGAGAUGACCAAACAGAACCAGGAGGAGGGGCCGACCCAAUCAGUGACAGGAACACAGGAGUGUCUGAGCUUCAUGACCAGAUCCGAUGGAGACUUUUUAGAGACAUGUUUGGACAUGAUGAUGAUGCACAGGAGUGAAAGUCUGAGCGCAGAGAGCCGCUCGUUGCAGAACAGCCCCAGUUACCGCCUCAUGAAGUCCAGGAGCGAGUCGGAUCUGUCCCAGCCCGAGUCCGAUGAAGAAAGCUACAGCCUGAGUGGACGAAGAAACGUGGACCUGGACUUGGCGUUCUCUCAUAAAAAGAGAGGAAUACUCCACAGCUCCCCCGACUCCCUGGCUGAUUCCUGGUUCAGGUCCAAGCUCAGCCACCAGCGCACCUACAGCUUGGCACAUUCUUAUGAAGAGUCAGACCUGGACCUGAACCGCUCCCUGGGGAUCCACGCUCUCAUCGAUAACAUGGUCAGUUUCGUCAGCGGCGACGUGGGCCUGGCUCCGGCCUUCAAGGAACCGGAGGAGGGAAUGUCCACGAGUCCGCAGGCGGCCAUCCUGGCCAUGGAGCAGCAGCAGAGCAGGGCGGAGCUGCGGCUUGAGGCGCUCCAUCAGAUCGUGGUGUUGAUCUCUGGCAUGGAGGAGAAAGGCAGCCAGCUGGGGAACGCCGACAGAUUGAGCGGUGCCUUCCAGUCCUCGUCCCUGCUCACCUCCGUCAGGCUGCAGUUCCUGGCGGGAUGUUUUGGUCUCGGCACCGUCGGCAGCGGAGGUCUGAAGAGGGAGAGCGUGCAGCUGCAUCACUACCAGGAUGGGAUUAAAGCAGCAAAGAGGAGCCUCCAGAUGGAGAUCCAGACAGCCGUCCAUAAAAUCUAUCAGCAGCUGUCGGUCACACUGGAGAGAGCUCUGCAGGCCAACAAGCACCACAUCGAAGCUCAGCAGCGCCUCCUGCUGGUGACUGUGUUUGCACUCAGCGUUCGUUACCAGCCUGUGGACGUCUCCCUGGCCAUUUCCAGUGGACUUCUCAACGUGCUGUCUCAGCUCUGCGGAACGGAGACCAUGCUGGGCCAGCCCCUCCAGCUGCUGCAGAAACCCGGAGUGUCCCAGCUCAGCACAGCCCUGAAGGUGGCCUCCACCCGCCUGCUGCAGAUCCUGGCCAUCAGCACCGGGACGUACGCAGACAAGCUGAGUCCCAAAGUGGUCCAGUCGCUGCUUGACCUGCUGUGCAGCCAGCUGAAGAGCCUGCUGUCCCAGGCAGGAGGGAGCCAACUGUCUGCAGGGAAGGAUCAGGAAGAAACCAAACAAGAUGACAGCCCUGACUCUGAGAAGAAGGACUUCAGAGCUUUAAUUCGGAAGCAGCACACCGCAGAGCUCCACCUUGGGGACUUCCUGGUCUUCCUCCGGAGGGUUGUCUCCUCCAAGGCCAUCCAAUCCAAGAUGGCUUCUCCCAAAUGGACUGAGGUUCUAUUGAACAUCGCUGCUCAGAAGUGCUGCUCUGGGGUCCCUCUGGUGGGGAACAUGAGAACACGACUUCUCGCUCUCCACGUGUUGGAGGCCGUCCUGCCGGCCUGUGAAGCCAACAUGGAGGACGACCAGCUGACUCAGGUUGUAGAGCGGCUCUUCGCUCUGCUGUCAGACUGCAUGUGGGAAGAUCCGGUUGCUCAGGCCAAACACACAAUCCAGAUCAAAGAAAAGGUCCAGGAGCUCAAACUCCAGGGGGAGGCUGAGGAGGAAGAUGAGAACCUUCCCAUUCAGGAAGUGUCCUUCGACCCGGAGAAGGCUCAGUGCUGCGUGGUGGAGAACGGACAGGGUCUGACGCACGGCAGCGGAGGGAAAGGUUACGGCCUGGCCUCUACCGGGAUCUCCUCAGGAUGCUACCAGUGGAAGUUUUACAUUGUGAAGGAGAACCGAGGAAAUGAGGGAACGUGUGUGGGAGUCUCCAGGUGGCCCGUUCACGACUUUAACCACCGCACGACGUCGGAUAUGUGGCUGUACAGGGCGUACAGCGGAAACCUGUAUCACAACGGGGAGCAGACGCUGACGCUGAGCAGCUUCACGCAGGGCGACUUAAUCACCUGCGUCCUUGACAUGGAGGCCAGAACCAUCUCCUUCGGCAAGAACGGGGAGGAGCCCAAAUUAGCAUUUGAAGAUGUGGAUGCAACAGAGCUUUAUCCCUGCGUGAUGUUCUACAGCAGCAACCCAGGAGAGAAGGUGAAGAUCUGUGACAUGCAGAUGAGGGGAACGCCACGGGACCUCCUCCCCGGCGAUCCCGUCUGCAGCCCCAUGGCCACCGUUCUGGUGGAGGCCACCACUCAGCUGAUCCGCAUCCUGCACCGCACCGACCACUGGACCCAUCGCAUCAACAAGACCAUGAUCGAGAGGCUGCAAAAGAUCAAGCCCUGCUUCAGAGAUGUGGGCGGUGCCUCGGGCGGCGCCGGGGGCCAGAGACUGAAGAAGAGCCGCUCAGUGCAGAGCCGAGAGGAGCACGACGCCCAGAGGGAGAGCCAAGAGACCCUCUCCAAGACUGAUGAGGAGAAGGGCAGGCACGGGAGGCAGCAUGGGCUGGGGGAGCUGUCGGAACACCACCUGAGGAGUCUGUGCACGGAUGUGUGGCCGGUGCUGGCCGUGAUCGGAGGGGCGGACGCCGGGCUCCGCGUGGGCGGCAGAUGUGUGCACAAACAAACCGGGAGGCACGCCACGCUGCUGGGCGUGGUGAAGGAGGGCAGCAGCUCCGCUAAGGUUCAGUGGGACGAAGCCGAGAUCACCAUCAGCUUCCCAACUUUCUGGUCACCUAGUGACACGCCGCUGUACAACCUGGAGCCCUGUGAGCCGCUGCCGUUCGACGUCGGACGAUUCCGGGGCCUCACCGCGUCGCUGUUGUUGGACCUCACCUACCUCACCAGCAUCCAUGAGGAGAGCGCUGCCAAGCUCAGCGCGCGGCGCCAUGAAAAGAAACACCGCAAUGCCGCCUCUGUGGGCCACGAACCGACCAGCACUGAGGACAAGGCAGACAGCGAGGGCCAAAACUGUAACGAGCAGAAGGAGAGUACUGGAGCCUCCCCUGCUGGCUCAUCUGAGCUGAGGGUGUCUCACAGCCUGGAGGAGGUCAAAGCACACCUGGCGCCUAACUCCAAGUCCGAGAGCGAGAUCUCGUCUGUGGCUGGGGCCGGCGGGAACGAAGCCCUUUUCAGUUCAGCUCCUAAUGGUGCUGCUGAGGCGGGCAGGAAGAAAGGCCACGAGCAGGGCCCCCGCAGUCACGAACCUUCCUCCAUCAGCACUCAGUCAGAGAUCCACGCUGUGCAGCUCUCUUACCUCUACCUGGGAGCCAUGAAGACCCUGAGCUCUCUGCUGAGCUGCAGCAAGUACGCUGAGCUGCUCCUCAUCCCAAAGGUGUUACCAGAACCAGCUCCCAGCGGCCACAACGCCGAUUUGAACGCCGGCCCCACGGGGACCACUUCGCCAGUCUGCCAGGAGGAAGUGGAGAUGCGGGCGGCUCUCCAGUUUCUCAUGCGGCACAUGGUGAAGCGGGCCGUGAUGCGCUCCCCCAUCAAGCGAGCGUUGGGCCUGGCGGACCUGGAGAGAGCGCAGGCCAUGAUCUACAAACUGGUGGUGAAUGGACUGCUGGAGGAACCUAGUGGGGGGAAGACCAACCUGGGGGUGAGGAGUGAACUUGAAGGUGAGGGGGAGGGCGCUGAGGGUGAGCAGCUGGCUCAAACCCCGAUCACCACCAGCCCCUCGGCCUCCAGUACCACCUCCUUCAUGAGCUCCUCCCUGGAGGACACCACCACAGCUACCACUCCGGUCACCGACACAGAGACAGUCCCGGCCUCCGAGUCUCCGGGGGUCAUGCCGCUUAGCCUCCUCAGGCAAAUGUUCUCCAGCUAUCCCACCACCACCAUGGUUCCUUCCCGCCGAGCCCAGACUCCACCGGUGUCGUCUCUGCCGACGUCUCCGUCAGACGAAGUGGGCCGCAGGCAGAGUCUCACCUCGCCGGACUCCCAGCCCACCAGACCACAGAACAGAGCCGGCACAUCUCUGUCAGACCCCAGCAGCAGACUGUCCACGUCCCCCCCACCGCCGGCCAUCGCUGUGCCUCUGCUGGAGAUGGGUUUCACCCUGCGCCAGAUCUCCAAAGCUCUGGAGGCCACUGGUGCUCGAGGAGAAGCAGAUGCCCAGAACAUCACGGUGUUGGCCAUGUGGAUGAUCGAACAUCCAGGCACAGAGGACGAGCGUGACGAGCCACACACCAGAAGCAGCGUGCUCGGAGGCGACGGCUCCGACUCCUCCUGUCCGGGAGCAACGGCCUCCACGGGAGGCAAGUCCCUGGAUAGGAGCUCAUACCUGUGCUCUCCUGGAGACAUCGCCAGCGCAGAUGCUUUGGAGAUGGAAGAGGGCUUCAGUGAAAGUCCUGAAGGUCCAGAGCAGGACAGUGCCUCAGCGUCCAGCGGCACCGGCCUCAGAGGACGCUCUGCAGCUGGCAGGAAGCACCGCUUUGACCUGGCUGCACGCACACUGCUGGCACGCGCUGCCGGAUUAUACCGCUCGGUUCAGGCCCACCACAGCCAGUCUCGUCGAGACGUCUCGUCUCUGCAGCAGCAGCAAGAUCCGGCCACCUUGUACGACUUCAACCUGGACGAGGAGCUGGAGAUGGACCUCGAUGAGGAGACCAUGGAGGCCAUGUUCGGCCAGGACCUGGCCAGCGACACAGACAUUCUGGGAAUGUGGAUCCCGGAGGUACUGGACUGGCCAACAUGGCAUGUGUGUGAGGCCGACGACCGGGACGAGGUGGUGGUGUGUGAGCUCUGUGAGGCCAACGUCGCCAACUUCAACCAGCACAUGAAGAAGAGCCACCCUGGCUGCGGGCGCAGCGCCAACCGACAAGGUUACCGUAGCAACGGCUCCUACGUGGACGGCUGGUUCGGAGGGGAGUGCGGCAGUGGAAACCCGUACUACCUGCUGUGUGGUAGCUGCAGGGAGAAAUACCUGGCCAUCAAGAGCAAAGCCAGGAUCCCCACUGUGGAAAGGUACAAGGGACAGGCUCCAGACCUCCUGGGGAAGCAGGACAGCGUGUAUGAAGAGGACUGGGACAUGCUGGAUGUGGAUGAAGAUGAAAAACUGACGGGCGAGGAGGAGUUUGAGCUCUUAUCCGGUCCGUUGGGUCUGAGCGAGCGGAGGAUCGUCCCCGAGCCUGUCCAGUUUCCCGACAGCGAUCCGCUGGGAGCCUCCGUCGCCAUGGUGACGGCCACCAACAGCAUGGAGGAGACGCUGCUGCAGAUAGGUUGUCAGACCUCGGUGGAUAAGAGCUCCUCCGGGAGGAUGACGCUCGGCGAGCAGGCCGCCGCUCUGCAGAACCCUCAUGACCGGGUGAUGGCGCUCAGGAGGGUGACGGCUGCAGCCCAGGUGCUGCUGGCCAGGACCAUGGUGAUGAGAGCGCUGUCCCUGCUGUCCGUCAGUGGGUCGAGCUGCAGUCUGGCUGCAGGACUCGAGUCUCUUGGUCUUACUGACAUCAGGACUCUGGUUCGGCUCAUGUGCCUGGCUGCUGCGGGUCGAGCUGGCCUCUCCACCAGUCCGGCAGCGGGUUCGGGACACUCGGAAAGGCCCCGGGGGACCACCAAGGCCAGCAAACCAAUCUCCUGCCUGGCCUACCUGAGUACAGCUGUGGGCUGCCUGGCCUCCAACAGUCCCAACGCUGCCAAGCUGCUGGUGCAGCUCUGCACACAGAACCUGAUUUCUGCAGCUACAGGCAUGAACCUGACCACCGUAGACGACCCAGUCCAGAGGAAGUUCCUGCCCAGCUUCCUGCGUGGCGUGGCUGAGGAGAACAAGCUCAUCACCUCCCCGAACUUUGUGGUGACGCAGGCUCUGGUGGCCCUGCUGGCUGAUAAGGGGGCCAGGCUGCGACCCGUGUACGACAAGGCCGACCUGGAGAAGAGAGGCCCUCUGGAGCUGGCCAACGCUCUGGCGGCCUGCUGCUUGUCCUCAAGGCUGUCCUCGCAGCACCGUCAGUGGGCGGCGCAGCAGCUGGUGCGCACGCUGGCGGCGCACGACCGCGACAACAACCAGAACCGUCCGCAGACCUUCGCCGACAUGGCCGGGGACUUGCGAAAGUGCUCCUUCAUCAAGCUGGAAGCCCACCAGAGCAGGGUCAUCACAUGCGGCUGGUGCAGUAAGAAAGGCCUGCUGGCCACCAGUGGCAACGAUGGGACGGUCAGAGUGUGGAACGUGACAAAGAACCAGUACACGCUGCAGCAGACCUGCAUCUUCAACAAGGAUGAUGGCUCCUCAGAGGACGGGAUGUCCAGUUUGGGCUCUCCCAGUGACCCCUGCCUGUCUCCUCUGGCCUGGAGUGUGGCUGGAAAAAAUCUGGCAUCAGCCAUGGAGAAAAUGGUCAACAUCUGGCAAGUCAACGGUGGUAAAGGCCUCCUGGAUGUGCAGCCUCACUGGGUGUCGGCGCUGGCGUGGCCUGAACAGGAGGUGGAGUCUUUGCGGUUUGGGGAGCCCAAAGAUUUGCUGCUGGUGGGUCGGAUGGACGGAUCUCUGGGUCUGAUCGAGGUUCUGGAUGCGACCGACAUGCAUCGCAGCGAGUUAGAGCACUGUUACAGGAAAGAUGUGGCUGUGAUGCACAUCGCCUGGUACAGAGAGGACCGGCCGUUCGCUGUGGGAUAUGCAGACGGAAAACUGCUGAUUGGAUCCAAAGAGCCUUUGGAAAAAGGAGCCAUCGUGGUCAUUGAUGCACACAAGGAGUCCAUCACCAGUAUGAAGUGGAGUCCAAACGGUCAGAUCUUACUGACCUGCGCUAAGGAGGAGACUGUGAAGCUGUGGGCCCCUUUGUACUGUGAUUCGGGUCAAGGUUCUGGCUGGUGCUGCCUGCAAAGUCUUCGACAUCCCUCCCUGGUUAACGGUGUGGCCUGGUGUGACCUGCCAGGACGCGGUCCGAAGCCCCUCAACAUGCUCGCUGUCUGCUGCCAGAACGGCCUCGUCUCCGUCUGGACCGUUCCUCAAGAAAUCUGCGACUUCCCAGAAUCCUGUGUGUCCGGAUCAGAGAGACUCUGGGAGACUCAGGCCAAACCCAAAAUAUUGUCGACCCGGUGGUUCGAGGACGGAGCCGUGUGCGUCUUCCAGCUGAAAGGACACAUCACUCCGGUACGGACGCUGGCCUUUAGUCCUGACGGUCUGGCCCUGGCAUCUGGAGGCGUCGGAGGCCUCAUGAACAUCUGGUCUCUGCAGGACGGAUCCGUCCUCCAGACCGUCGUCGCCGGCUCAGGAGCGAUCCAGAACAUAGUCUGGAUCCCAGAUGUUGGUGUGGCUGUCUGCUCCAAUAGGUCAAAGGACGUUCUGGUCGUUAACUGCUCCAAAGAAUUCAUGGCGUCCAACCAUGUGCUGGCCACCUGCCGCACAGCGCUGAAGAAGCAGGGCGUGGUCGGCCUCAACAUGGCGCCCUGCAUGAGGGCGUUCCUGGAGAGACUGCCGGUGAUGCUGCAGGAGCAGUACACCUACGAGAAGCCUCACGUGGUUUGUGGUGAGCAGCUCGUGCACAGCCCCUACAUGCAGUGUCUGGCGUCGAUGGCUGUAGGUCUCCACCUGGACCAGCUGCUGUGCAGCCCACCCGCCCCGCCCCACCUCCGACAUUGUCCUCCGGAGUCCGGCCCCGCCGUCUGGAACACCAGCGAAUGGGCGUGGCUCAACUGCUUCUCCACCACCAUCAAGGCAGCUGAGGCCCUCGCUCGAGGAGCCACGUUCCCAGAAUCCUUCUGCGUUCCUGACCUGGAGCAGGGGCCCAAGGAGGAGAUGGCUCUGGUGAUGGACAACGGGAAGUGGGCGUCUGGGAUGGACGAGCAGAUCAUGUCCUGGGCCACGUCCAGGCCAGAGGACUGGCACCUGGGAGGAAAGUGUGAUGUUUUCCUGUGGGGAGCUGGUCGGCACGGUCAGCUGGCGGAGGCUGGCAGGAACAUCCUAGUUCCUACGACCGCCCUGUCCUUCUCACAGGCACAACAGGUGGUGUGUGGUCAGAACUGCACCUUCGUCAUCCAGCCCAACGGGUCGGUGUUGGCCUGUGGAGAGGGCAGCUACGGCCGUCUGGGACAGGGAAACUCCGACGACCUGCACGUCCUCACCAUCAUCUCAGCUCUUCAAGGAUUCGUUGUGACCCAGCUGGUCACGUCCUGCGGCAGCGACGGCCACUCCAUGGCGCUGACGGAGAGCGGCGAGGUCUUCAGCUGGGGCGACGGAGACUACGGCAAGCUGGGCCAUGGGAACAGCGACCGCCAGCGCCGACCACGGCAGAUUGAAGCGCUGCAGGGAGAGGAGGUGGUUCAGAUGUCCUGUGGAUUCAAACACUCAGCAGUGGUGACAGCUGAUGGGAAGCUUUUCACCUUUGGGAAUGGAGAUUAUGGCCGACUGGGACUAGGAAACACAUCCAACAAGAAGCUUCCGGAGAAGGUCACGGCUCUGGAGGGUCACCAGGUGGGACAGGUGGCCUGCGGUCUGAACCACACUUUAGUCGUCUCUGCCGAUGGAACGAUGGUUUGGGCCUUCGGUGAUGGAGACUAUGGAAAACUGGGACUGGGGAAUUCCACAGCCAAGUCUUCUCCUCAGAAAGUGGACGUGCUGUGUGGGAUCGGGAUCAAGAAGGUGGCCUGUGGAACUCAGUUUUCUGUGGCUUUAACCAAAGAUGGCAAAGUUUUCACGUUCGGCCAAGACCGGCUGAUCGGCUUGCCUGAAGGCCGAGCCCGGAACCACAACCGACCCCAGCAGGUGCCGGCGCUGUCGGGGAUCUACAUCCAGGACGUGGCGGUCGGUGCCGAACACACCCUGGUUCUGUCGUCUACAGGAGACGUUUAUGCCUGGGGCAGCAACUCAGAGGGACAGCUCGGUCUGGGCCACACCAACCACGUCAGAGAACCAACACUGGUGACGGCGCUGCAGGGCAAGAACAUCAACCAGAUCUCUGCAGGACGGUGCCACAGCGCGGCCUGGACGGCUCCCUGCGUGCCGCCUCGAGCACCAGGCUCGUCGGUUCCGCUCCAGCUGGGUCUGCCGGCGGCGGUGCCGCCUCAGUACAGCACGCUGAAGGAGGUGAGCAUGGAAGCGGUGAGGGCCCGGCUCCGCCUCCUCUACCACUUCUCCGACCUCAUGUACUCGUCAUGGAGACUGCUGAACCUCAGCCCAAACAACCAGAGCUGCACCUCCCACUACAACGCAGGAACCUGGGGGAUUGUUCAGGGCCAGCUGAGGCCCCUGCUGGCCCCCCGGGUCUACACGCUGCCCAUGGUGCGCUCCAUCGGGAAGACGAUGGUUCAGGGAAAGAACUACGGACCUCAGAUCACCGUCAAACGGAUCUCCACUCGCGGCCGGAAGUGCAAGCCGAUCUUCGUGCAGAUCGCGCGGCAGGUAGUGAAGCUAAACGCCUCUGACCUCCGGCUGCCUUCCCGGGCCUGGAAGGUCAAACUGGUGGGGGAGGGAGCAGACGAUGCAGGGGGUGUGUUUGACGACACCAUCACGGAGAUUUGCCAGGAGCUGGAGACGGGUGUGGUGGACCUGCUGAUCCCUUCCCCCAACGCCACAGCAGAGGUCGGCUAUAACAGAGACAGAUUCCUGUUCAACCCAUCCGCCUGCCUGGAUGAGCACAUGCUCCAGUUCAGGUUUUUGGGCAUCCUGAUGGGCGUAGCCAUCCGCACCAAAAAGCCCCUGGACCUGCACCUGGCUCCGCUGGUAUGGAAACAGCUGUGCUGCAUCCCGCUGCAGCUGGAGGACCUGGAGGAGGUGGAUCUCCUCUACGUGCAGACCCUCAAAAGCAUUCUUCACAUUGAAGACGGCGGCAUCACCGAGGAUAAUUUCCAUGAGAUGAUUCCUUUGGAUUCCUUCGUCGGGCAGAGCGCAGAUGGGAAGAUGGUUCCCAUCAUUCCAGGUGGAAACAGCAUCCCCCUCACUUUCUCCAACAGGAAGGAGUACGUGGAGCGAGCCAUCGAGUACCGGCUGCACGAGAUCGACCGACAGGUGGCGGCGGUCCGUGAGGGCAUGUCAUGGAUCGUGCCGGUGCCGCUGCUGUCCCUGCUCACGGCCAAGCAGCUGGAGCAGAUGGUGUGCGGGAUGCCGGAGAUCUGCUGCGACGUGCUGAAGAAGGUGGUGCGGUACCGGGAGGUGGACGAGCAGCACUCGCUGGUGCUGUGGUUCUGGCAGACGCUGGAGGAAUUCUCCAACGAGGAGCGCGUGCUCUUCAUGCGGUUCGUGUCCGGACGGUCCAGGCUUCCCGCCAACACAGCUGACAUCUCCCAGAGGUUCCAGAUCAUGAAGGUGGACCGGCCGUACGACAGCCUUCCCACCUCCCAGACCUGCUUCUUCCAGCUGCGCCUGCCGCCGUACUCCAGCCAGGCCGUCAUGGCCGAGAGGCUGCGCUACGCCAUCAACAACUGCCGCUCCAUCGACAUGGACAACUACAUGCUCUCCCGGAACGUGGACAACGCUGAAGGCUCGGACACGGACUACUGAUGGAGCCGCCCCGCCAUCGCUGCACCAGUCGUAGCAAACUCUUUUGCAUCCUUUUAUUUCCUCUCUAUCAACACAAACCUUCAUCUCUGAACAUCCAGGAGAAGUGCAUUGAAUUUGGUUUCCUUCCACAGAGCUCCGUUCGUUGUUUGGGAAUGUGUACAGAACAUCUCGGAGCAGCGGAGCUGCCAGUUAAGGAUUGUACAUUGUGUAAAAUGCUUCAUUAGGAAAAUGUUUUGCAUUGUAUCCAUAUUUAUUGUUUUCAUUGGCGGCAGCGAGUUUCCCAAAGCAAACAAUAAAAAUGCUGCAGAACUGA